AUGGCUGUCAAGAAGGUUGAUGAAGAGAAACCCUCUGAUUCAAGCAGAUCAUCUGUGCAAAGUGAUUAUUUUAAUUGGGAUGAAUAUUUGAAAGAAACUGGAUCCAUAAGUGCUCCUUCAGAAUGCUUCAGACAGUCUGAGAUUCCACCAACUAAUGACUUCAAAAUUGGCAUGAAAUUGGAAGCCCGUGACCCUCGGAAUAUGACUUCAAUAUGUGUCGCCACCGUCAUUGAAUGUAUUGGGGCCAGAGUACAUUUACGGCUGGAUGGUAGUGAUGAUAAGAAUGACUUUUGGAGACUUGUUGAUUCCUCAGACAUUCAACCUGUUGGAACAUGUGAAAGGAAAGGACAGUUUCUUCAGCCUCCAUUAGGAUACCAGAUGAGUGUGUCAUCUUGGCCUAUGUUUCUCCUGAAGACAUUAAAUGAAGCUGAGAUGGCAUCUGCUACAUUAUUCAAGAUGGAACCACCAAAGCCACCUCUAAAUAAUUUUAAAGUGGGGAUGAAACUGGAGGCGGUUGACAGAAAGAAUCCUUUCUUUAUCUGCCCGGCAACCAUUGGAGAUGUUAAAGGAGAUAAAGUCUAUGUUCAGUUUGAUGGUUGGAGUGGAACAUUUGAUUAUUGGUGCAAGUAUGACUCCAGAGAUCUCUUCCCAGUUGGGUGGUGUUGCCUGACAGGAGAUGUAUUACAGCCAAUUGGAAAAAAGGUUCCUGAUACAAAGGCUGUAGCUGAAGCACAAUCUUCUGCUUCUGGAGAGACCCAGCGGCUGGUGCAAACUCCGAAGAAAACCAUGGCAACACCAGCAACAGGGUCAACAAGGAAAUCUGGUAGAAUUAAAAAACCUAAAUCUAUUCCCGUUCCUAAGAAGGGGAGCUCUGUUAAAACUACCACUUCAAAGAAAACCAAGGAAAAAUUUAUUCCUGUAUUAUGUUCCACAUCUUCAGCUUCUCUGCGUUCUCUGACCAGAGGCCGUGGCAGUUCUAAGGAUUCUAGUUCUGGACCAUCUAAAAUAGUGAUGUCUACAGUCUGUGUCUAUAUAAACAAACAUGGAAACACUGGCCCUCACCUGGAUCCAAAGAAAAUCCAGAAUCUUCCUGAUCACUUUGGCCCAGGCCCUGUGAAUGUGAUACUUCGUAGGACUGUGCAGUCCUUUGUGGAUUGUGCCUUUGAGGCAAAGACUGUUUUUGGAUUUCUCAAGCCAGAUAAUCGUGGAGGAGAAGUGAUAACUGCCUCCUUUGAUGGAGAAAAUCAUGCCAUCCAGCUCCCUCCAGUAAAUAGCGCAUCAUUUGCUCUUCGGUUUCUUGAGACUUUGUGUCACAGCCUGGAGUGUGAUAACCUUUUGAGUAGCCAGCCUUUUAGCUCUUCUAAGGGUAAUAUUCAUAGCCCUAUAAAGCAAGAUAAACCAGUGACCGAGGAACCAAGUGAAACUCAGAGAAUGAAACGACCUCAGGAACCAAUACAUUUUGAAGCUGCCCCUCUUAAGCUGCCCAAAUUAAUGAUACAUCCCUCUAAAGAAAAAUUGUUGCUUGAAGGACCUGAUAUGCUCCUAGAGGAAAAAACUCUUGAAGAUCCCAAGAAUCCACCACUAAGUAUAGGAGAUUGUUUGAGUUCUGUCUGUGAAGUUGUGCCAGCUACCUCAAGUUUACCUUCAGAGGAGAAGAAAUCACCUAUCAAGAGCAGUUACUUUGACUCUCCAUUUCAAAUGCAGAGCAAAAGUGAAGAUCCAAGUUAUAUAGCUGUACCUGACCCCAGUGUCCUGAAACAAGGCUUCUCUAAGGACCCUUCAACCUGGUCUGUGGAUGAAGUGAUACGGUUUAUGAAACAUACAGAUCCUCACAUAUCAGGCCCCCUCGCCGACCUCUUCAGGCAACAUGUAAUAGGGGAACAAGCUGGCGAUGGAACAGUAGGGAAACACUACAGCUCUCUGCAGCCAAAUAGAGAGUUCAAGUUCCAGUGCUCCAUUUCCACAAGAGACGGACAACAGCAAAAAGACGAAUACCCAGAGAAACACAGGAAGUGA
Messenger RNA from Dipodomys ordii (Ord's kangaroo rat), 2016 nucleotides. RefSeq names its product sex comb on midleg-like 2 (Drosophila) (gene Scml2). The record is from RefSeq and is a predicted model, not a curated record. The transcript is spliced from 13 exons. Bases 1 to 2016 code for a protein of 671 amino acids. Gene Ontology annotation, cellular component: nucleus. Lineage: Eukaryota; Metazoa; Chordata; Mammalia; Rodentia; Heteromyidae. Gene Ontology annotation, biological process: regulation of DNA-templated transcription.